UGAUUUGCACAUUUGUCAACGACAAAUGGACCGUCCUUCCAACUUCUUUCGAACAAGCCUUAAGAAAACAAACAACUAGCCCAAAUUCAACCUCUAGACGUCUCCAAAAUGAACAAACUAUCCGACAAGUUGUCCUCAAUCGGGGGCCAGAAAAAGGCCUCUAGCGAAGAUGACCAGAGCCUCGUUACUAUCCUCGAGACCCGGGAGCUACGCGGCGAGUUGACUCUGCUUGUCGCCAACUGUACCGAGUCACAGCGCAAGACCAUCACCGAUGCGUUCGACGCCAGUCUCGUCGGGCAGCCCGCGGACACGGAGGCAGAACUCAAGGUUGACGAGACGAAGCCAAACCCCAACGUGGACCUGGCGAAUGCAGACGCUGACGCUCUGGAGAAGCAACGGAAAAAACAGAAGACGCGGGAGAAGGAACUGAGUGCACCGAAGAUGCAGGAGCUGAAGUCUGCUGCACUUGAGUUCUUUGAUGAGUGGAGAGAAUCGGUGCUGCUUCGUGUGGGCGAUGUUGUAAAUUCGAGGGAGACAGCAUCAGACCAGAAAAAUAAGGCGAUCGCAUCCUCGCCUCCGAAGCGAAGCACACAGACUCGAAAAGUUGGAGAAGAGGACGAAGCGGCCGGUACGGUGCUGAGGGAGCUAUAUCCGCCAGUCUCAACCCCUUUGGCUGAACUGGAGGAGGCAAAGAGAGUGCUGGUACUGCAUUCUAUGCUUCUGCUGCUGCUGAGUUUGGAACAUUACUCCAGUCACUCACGCAUCUUGAUGCUGUAUCUGACGAGUAGCCUGAGGCUGCCCCUUCGCUAUUUGACAGAAGAUGAGACCAAAGUGGCAACGGGACUGUUGGAAGCUGCGAAGCAAAUGAACGCAGACGAAGAGACGAAGAAAAAGGCAGAGGAGAACGCUACGAGCAGGAAGUGGAAGGUUGGCUUGGCCUCCGUUGCUGGUGCGGCCCUCAUUGGUGUUACGGGCGGAUUGGCUGCUCCUUUGCUAGCCGCCGGUGUCGGUACCGUAAUGGGUGGUCUUGGUCUCGGCGCUACCGCUGCAGCCGGUUAUUUGGGCACGCUCGCCGGAAGCACCGUUCUCGUCGGUGGCCUCUUUGGCGCAUAUGGUGGGAAGAUGACAGGCAAAAUGGUGGACGCAUACGCAGCAGAAGUAACCGAUUUCGGCUUCGUCCCCCUCGGACGUCACAGGGCGAUGAAGAACGAAAAGGAAAACCGUAGACUUCGCGUCGCCAUCGGCAUCUCUGGCUGGCUGACAGAGAAGGGAGACAUCGUCGCACCCUGGCGAGUCAUCGACAACGGGAUCGAGGGAUUUGCGCUGCGCUUUGAGCUGGCAGCGCUGAUGAAUCUCGGCAACGCAAUCACCACGAUGGUCAAGAGUGCGGCAUGGGGCUUCGCUAAGAAGGAAAUUAUCAAGCGGACUGUGUUUGCCAGCUUGUCGGCCGCCCUGUGGCCCAUUGGCCUUCUGAAAAUUUCACGUGUUGUCGACAACCCAUUCAGCGUUGCCAAAGCCAAAGCCGACAAGGCGGGAGAGGUACUCGCAGAUGCGAUCAUCAACAAGGCGCAGGGCGAGCGGCCCGUCACACUCAUAGGAUACAGCCUGGGCGCCCGUGUUAUCUACACGUGUCUCCAGAGUCUCGCCCAACGUAAAGCGUUCGGCCUCGUCGAAAGCGUUGUGCUGCUCGGCGCACCGACGCCCUCGACGGGAGCUGAUUGGCGACGCUUGCGCGCCGUGGUAAGCGGUCGCGUUGUCAACGUAUACAGCACAGAUGACUACGUUCUUGGUUUCCUGUACCGCACCAGCAGCAUCCAGUACGGCAUUGCUGGUCUGCAGAAGGUGAGCGGUGUGCAGGGUAUCGAGAAUGUCGACGUCAGUGAGCUGGUCAGCGGACACACACGCUACCGUUACUUGACAGGUCAGAUUCUGAAGAAGAUUGGCUUCGAAGACGUCGACCUUGUACAGGCAGACAGAGAGGCUGAGCAGAUGCGGGCCGAGGAGGCGAAGGAAGAAAAGCAGGGCGAAGAGGGCACCAAGGACCCCGAGCUAGAGGCACUAGAGAUGGAGCAGGAGGUGGAACAGAAGAGCAAGAAGGGUUUGAUGGGAUGGACGAAGGAUAAGUUGAGUUUGAGCUCUGGAGGCGCUGCGGGCGACAUCGGUACGGUUGGCGGCGCACUCUUCUAGAUUCGGGCGCGUUUGAUGCUCGAUGACCGUUAUGUCAGAGCAUACUGUUGGCAAACGGCUCAUGGCAAGCACGAAAAACUGUGAAGGCGAAAGUAGAUCCUUAAAAACACGUAUGUGGUAUAUCAAGUUUCAGGUAUCUCACUCAACACACAUCGCCAG
Messenger RNA from Aplosporella prunicola CBS 121167, 2346 nucleotides. RefSeq lists its product as uncharacterized. The transcript has 2 exons. The record is from RefSeq and is a predicted model, not a curated record. NCBI's taxonomy places the organism in Eukaryota, Fungi, Ascomycota, Dothideomycetes, Botryosphaeriales, Aplosporellaceae. Bases 109 to 2187 code for a protein of 692 amino acids.